CUGCAGGAAAACAAAGAGCCAGGUAUUGUUGUCACUUAUAUGGAAAGUAAAUUCUGUGAACUGAGGCUUGAACGUUUCACUUGUUCAAUCUGUCUGAUGGCUCAAAGGACUGUCUAUUUUUAGUCUUUCCAACAGGGGAAUGGGAGGGGAAUAAGGGAGACAAGGAAAACAAGAGAAGACAUUUGUGGCACGGCAAUGUCGAUGAGAAAAACUUAACAAGGUAACCGGACUAAGGCACUAAUCUGUGUUUGCUUUGUCUCAUGCAAACUAUUAGACUGUGCAAUCAUUAGCCUUUAGGAAGUGUGAGGUUAGUGCUGGGUGAGGAAGAGGAGGGGGAGGAGAAGGGAUGAGGAGGGAACAACACAUCUUAUUUACCAAGUAAGUGUCUGCUGAAGGAGAGGGAGAAAGUAGAAGAGUGGAUGAAGAUGAGGAAGAUGAGGAAGGGGGCGAGAAUUCCCCCCACCCCCCACCUCUCUGUCUCUUUCUCUCUCACCCUCUCUCCCUCUCUCUAAGAGCAUUAACUGGAGAGUGUUCUGGUAGUGACAGGGCUGUCAGGGUCAGAUGGCUGCUCAGCCUGAUUAGACCAGCUCACAGCAGAUCCUUGGCCUGACACACUGCUCACUGCACUGAUUACUACAGCAAAACACAGCCACACACUGGAACGCAGUGAUAAACUGCUCACUGCAGUGAGGAGCACAAAGAGGAACUGUGGAGCAGAGCCACAGGUUGUUACACAGAAAGACUUUCUGUCUUUGCAACCAGAUAUUACAGAUUCUGCUGGCUGGAGAAGAGUGACAGCAGGUGGACUUUAACUACGGGAAAAAGGCAGAGGAACAACCGUUCAGUCUGUCUGUUUGGACAUGACAGUGAAGAGCUAACUGAACUGCCAGUUGAUGGAGUUUGUGCGACGGAGUGGUGACUACUGCCACGCCCAACACAAUUAGACCCUAUGUGGGAUGAUGCUGCACAAUGUCAUCCUGGGGCCCUGAACCCUGAAAGACUGUUGCCUCCGAUCCUCUGAACGAGCCAGCUGAUGGGGUAACAAGUGGAGUCUCGCAAACCAGAAGCUACCUGGAGAGACAGGGGAGGAAAGAGAGAGAGACAGAGACAGAGGGAGAGGCGAGAAACGGGGAGAGAAAGAGAGACAGCUACUGAGAACGAAAUCGAGAGACAGAGAGAGUGAGAAAGUGAGUAAGGGCUGGAGAGCUCUAAAGAUUAACAAAGACAAGGGACAAACCUGACACACUGUAGCCUCUUGGACUAAAGGACACAGACUAACCAUCAGGACCUUGGAAUAUUUUAUUAGUAAUAAACAGGACGUCCCACAACUGACAGACGAGUCUGCAAACACUUGGAGUCCCACAGAAGACAGAGCAGCAGGUGGUGCUGGUGGAGCUCAAGACACUACAGAAAAAGCACAAAAAAAGCUAUUGCCUGAAUAAAGACUGGAGAUAGAAAAUAUAUUCUUUAAUUUUGGUGAUCUGAUAAAUUACAUUUUUUCAACCCCUGUGUGUGUCCAAAUCCAAUCAGGAAUAAGUGAUAUUAGCAGUAGCCAACAAACCGGUCCUAUGUAAAUAUCAAUAUUAACUACUUCCUGAUGAUAUAUUAAGGUUAGAGGUCAUCCUGCAAAAUUAUAAGUCCAGUUGGCCACCAUGAACCGUCCAGCUCCAGUCGAACUGACCCACAAGAACAUGAGAUUCCUUAUUACCCACAAUCCCACAGACAGCACACUCGGAUCCUUCAUAGAGGACCUGAAGCGUUAUGGAGCAACGACUGUGGUCCGAGUGUGUGACAUCACUUAUGAUAAAUCACCACUUGAAAAAGAUGGCAUCACUGUGGUGGAUUGGCCCUUUGAUGAUGGAGCUCCGCCCCCAAACAAGCUCGUUGACGACUGGUUGAGUUUGUUAAAGAAAACAUUUCAGGAGGAUCCAGGAAGUUGUGUAGCAGUUCACUGUGUGGCCGGACUUGGACGGGCACCUGUGUUGGUUGCUUUGGCUCUGAUAGAGAGUGGUAUGAAAUAUGAAGAUGCUAUUCAGCUUAUCAGGCAGAAGCGUCGUGGAGCCAUCAACAGCAAACAGCUCACCUACCUGGAGAAAUAUCGAUCCAAGCACAGACUCCGUUUCAAAGAUUCCCACACACACAAGACCAAGUGCUGCACUAUGUGAAGCACAUAGCACACUCACACAGACACACUGACACACAUCAUUCUCAGGAAUCCAACCACAUACGCCUUCUCUCACCAGCAUCAAUAUCCCUUUUUGGAUGGGAUUUUAUGAAUGUAAUACUUUUAUUGCUUCAUCUGCUGUUUUUGGUUGAGUACUUUUAUUAUUUUUUUAUUUUGAGGCAAUAUCAGCUUUGAUAAAUGGGUCUGUUAAUCACAUGCACAUUUACAAUUUGUUUUUUUUGGUCAGAAAAAGUUCUAUCAGAUUCAAAAUUGAAACCAACCAAGAUACUGUAUGCACCUACAGGAUGAGGACACUGGAACACGUUGAAUUACUAAAAAUAACAUUGUGCACAUUUAAAUUGGAUGUUAUUAUGAAGAGCUAUGUUAUGAUUAUACACUAAACUAUUAUUCUUUGUGAUUCUGACUAUAGUCUGUUGGAGGGGAAUUAAAAGCAUUUUGUUCUGUGUUUAUUACAAACAAUAUACAAAAAAUAAAAACUUUAAAAGGAUUAAAAAAAUCGCAAACACUAAGCUUUAUAAAGUUUGAUUACAGCCACUUUUUGGUAUAAAGACACUGACUGCGCUUAAGUAUUGUGUUUACAUAUCUGCGAGUGCAUUAUGUAUGCUUGGUUAACUGAGGUCAUUGAAGGAAAAUUGUUAGCAUUAAGUGAUUUCCCAAAGGACGUGAACAAACUCACUGUUGUUUCUGAGAUAAUUACAAGUUUCUAACAUCAAACUGUAAAUUAGAUUAAACUUAAUCCUAUUGGUGACUAUAAAGUUUUUCAAAGAACAAUAAAUCAUUUUUGGCUUCAUGAGUUAAUGAAAAUAACUGGAUACAUAUAAACUGUAAUAUGAUGACAUCCGUUACACCAGCACAUAGCCUGGUGUGUGUAUAUGAUUGAAGCAUAAUGCUGUUUGACCUCACUGUGCUUUGUCACAUCUUUUUGGCUUUUUUUAGUUCAGAAAAGUUUUAUCGGACACACAUAUUUGUAGUAAGUUGUUGUAGUAGUUGUUGUAGUUUCUCUGAUUGACGUGUAUAAACAACUGCUUUUGACUUAUUUCAUUGUAAUUAAGAAAUGUGUCAUGUUAAGUUGAGAAUUUAUUAUAGUUAUAAUGCUUAUCAUAGCUUUUAUGUCACUAAGAAAAUAAUAAUUAGAAAAUAAUGUAAAAUAAGUACGUGUAUAUAUGUGUGUGUGUGUGUCUGGGAGGUUGAUACAAUAUUUUUAAUGUAAAAAAAGGCUGUAAAUGUCCACAUUUAUUUCUUGCAUUGUUUAAUAAAGAUUUUAUCUUUAUUCCUGGUACA
Messenger RNA from Cynoglossus semilaevis (tongue sole), 3466 nucleotides. Its product is annotated as protein tyrosine phosphatase type IVA 3. The transcript is spliced from 7 exons. The record is from RefSeq and is a predicted model, not a curated record. The coding region runs from base 1653 to 2165 and encodes 170 amino acids. NCBI's taxonomy places the organism in Eukaryota, Metazoa, Chordata, Actinopteri, Pleuronectiformes, Cynoglossidae. Gene Ontology annotation, biological process: protein dephosphorylation.